UUUUGAUAAAUAUUUAGGAGUGUACCUAUUAAAAAUUCCCACCAAGACAAAAUGCUGUUUUUCAUACAUUUCUCCUUUGAGAGCAAGAAUGGGAGAACACAUUGUCUGUGUUCAUUAUUAAUCAUAUAGCUGAAUGUGAUUCUGGAUUAGCACGGCUUUCAGCCUGGUGUAAGACUGUACUCAGUUCUGCAUAGGUUAGAAUAUGGUGUUCACCUGUCACUUGAGAAGAGAGGUGGAUUUAAGCAGGGAGCACACAAGUUCUCUGUACCACUUGGAAAGGAGCCUGCUGUGGGGAAAAAGGAAAAGAUUUCCAACAUCCCUCUGUGUUUCUGUGGUUUUCAUUCUCUCCGGCAGGCCAGCCACAGUCUUUGUAUGACUUAGUGAGGAGAUCGCUGUUGAGCUCCUGGGAAUUAAACUUUCUCGCCAGGCAGGAGGGGACCAAUCUUGCAGAGGGAUUCCUCAGCUCCUGUAUCCCAGACCCAAGUGCUGCUUUGAGGCAAUCAACAAUAUAACAUGAAUGACACCAGGCACCAGUCUCUGUUCUUUGUCAGUCUGCCGGAGCUACAAAAACUCUGUGCCACUACAGUAACACUGAGUUCUCAGAUACCGGAAACUGAGACAAGGAAUACACAGAUAAAGAUUUGCAGACAGUUAUUAUUCCUGCAUCAAGACAUCCUUUCUGCACCUGUUAUUGGAACACUGAAUCAACUUUCAGUUGUAAUGGCGAUACCAUUUUACAAAUCAGGAAUAUGCCAAGCCUACAUAGAGAAACAAGGAGCUACUCUGGAAGCACCACAAACAGUUAGUCCAGCCAUUCUCCAAACCUGUCUCUCCUACACGCUUACAGCCAGACUUGCACCCAGAUGGAACAAGGCUGGUCAUCUCUUGGUGCAAGGUAAAGAUUUUUUGUCUCAUUCAGGAAGGCAAAAUGCUGUUGUUAUAGACCUCAAUGUAUCAGAGAGACAGCUUUGCAUUAGUGUGGAGCCUUGCUCAAUUCGGUUGCCACCCCCUGAGCUGGGAGAUUUUGAUAUUUCAGCAAACACCUUAAAGUUGUUUGACAGCAAUGAAAAUACAGUUAUUCACCAACAUUCCAUAUUAAGUAACUGGUGCUAUGUUUUGCCAAGCAUGAAAAUGGGUCAGAUCAUAAACAUCAGCCACAUAAUUCCUCCAGAAUCUCCUUUCCGUUCAUAUAAAGAAUUUCAGAUACACUGGAAGAAUCUGUAUGGAUAUAUUCUUCCAGAGGAUCUUGAAGAGACAAAAAUAUACUUCAGUGUUUACUUCAAACCAAUAGGGGAAAGGUUCUUUACGUACCCUUUAAGUUGCAUUCGAAGUCAGCCAGUGCAGUAUUUUCCUAGAACAGAUUCAGAAAGUGUGUUGAACUCUUUUCUUUCUGACAUGAAGCGUAAUCUUUCACAUAUAUGUGGAUUUCCAGUAAAGAUGACAAGUAAAGCACUUUAUGCUACACAGGAACUCUUCAGGGCUCCGGUGCGUGAAAUAAAAUCUAAGCAUAUGAAAUUGGCUGGUGAGAUGGUUUGUGUAGUAUCUCUAACGCAGGCUCCUCCAAGGAAACAGACUUUGCCUAGAAUUUCUUCACCAUGCAGUAUGGAAAACAGCCACUGGAUGGAGCGUUUGUUCAAAGAGCCAGAAACACACACUUUUCCGAGUAGCCGUAAGGAUACAGAAAAGGUUAGCAUUGGAGCAACAGAGAAAUCAGUGAAUAAUAGGCAAAUACCAGAAGUACCAGAGUUACCAGUUGUGAAAUCUUUAGGAAUGCUUGUAAAUUCAGCCUUUGAACUACCCCCCAAAAAAGUCAGCAAAAUUAUACCAAUUUUCAAAGGAAAGUUGAUGCAAAUGAAUGGAAAGACCACAAAUCAAAUGAAUGGGAAGAAAAGAGAACAUGCUGAAAGACAUUCACCAAUAAAAAUUAUGGGUGUUUCAUCUUCUAUGCUGAGUGUGUGCAAGUCUAGCAUAACUCAGGUUUACAAACCUGUUCAAAAUAUGUCAGUCAAAAAUCCUACUCAUAGCAGCGUACUUCAGGUAAUGAAUGCGAAAACAUACGCGAAACAUGGUAUACCUGUAUUUCGAUGGAAAACAGAGUCUGGUGGACAAAUGACUAAUUCUGAUUUUUUUGAUAACUCAGCUUUGGGUGGGAAUUCAAAUGAAGUCAACCACAAAAAGGCAAAUCCUCCUUCUUUUCUUAAGAAUGUUGGGUCAGUGCUUCAGAAAUCGAACAUCAAUCUGAGUCUGAAUACACAUCCAUCUCCUACUUCCAGUGCAAGAAGGGGAAAAAAGUUUUCAAGUCAAAAUACCACGCAAGUUCUUGAGAAACAACACGAGUCAAAGAAAGUACAUUUGCAGAUUUGUAAACUAGACAACGAAAUGACAAAUUCCAGUUUAUCACAGCAACAAAGAAAGAGAUCAAAUGAAGGAGUAGAGUUAAAUAUUCAUGAAUCUGUCUUAAAUGAUACAGUGUGCAUCUCCAAAAAUGAAGAAAAUAAAGCAGCAUGCCACUCUAAGGUCUAUAUUGCUAAUACAACCAGUCAUCAUUCCAAGUCUAACUUUGAACAGAUGAUUACAGGGAAUGAGUAUCUGACAUGUGAAACACUGACCUCGAAACUGACUUCCUCAGUCAAGGAGAGCAACAUGGAAGCAUCUGUAAAGAAAGGUUGUGCCAGAAGAAGACAGAAAGAAGAAGGUUAUUUGAAGUUAAAGAAAGCCAAAAGAAGUAAGCCUUCUAUUUAGGAUGUCCUGGAGUACUGAAAGAAAACUCUGGGUUCCCAAGAGGGCAUUAACAUACUUGAGGAUCUCUGAGCUUUGUGAAUUUUGCUCUGUUUAUUUCACAUCACUGGUACCUGUUUCUGGAUGAAAACCUGAGGGUUAAAUACGUACCGUCAAGUGAAUAACAACUUCUCCACACAGUUUAAUAAGCCUCUAAUGAAUUUGAAAAUUUAGCUAAUUGCUUAGUUUUUGAAUCACAUUAUGUCUGUCCUAGUACUUGCUUACACACUUAAUCAUUCUUCCAAGUUAUUUUGAAGUUUCAAGUCUGUCUUUUUGUGAUAUAAUUAUAUCUAAUUCUUUGCUACAAUGUCUGGUCCUCUUUGUUUCAUCAGUAAAACAUUCCUAAAUAACUUUUCCUUGUCAGGUCAGAUGGUUAGAAAAUAAACGGUACAUUUUUUCUUAGGGGAAUAAUCUGAAGGCUGGAUUUGAUUCAAGCUUCUUUAAUUCUGGUUAUAAUUUUUAACAAAUUUCCAUUUUCAGAAAUGAAACUGCUCUGUAAAAGAUUUUUUUAAGUCUAAUUGAUAACGCCAUUCUUCAGCAGUUCAUGCAGAAAGUGUAUAGUUGCUCUUUGAGUAAUUUUAUCAGCAUAAAUGUAUCUUCAGUGACUUACUUGAAGGUGUAGUUACAAAUAUAUACAUAUAUGCAAUUGUUGCCCCAUAAUCGCUGGGUUUAGGUGAGUAUUAUCGUGCUACCUGGAAAAUAAGAAUCAAAUGACACACUAGCUCCUAAACUCAAAUGAUAUAAAACUUUAGUUAAACACUUGCUUUGGAUAUAUAUUUGCAAAACUUUUUUCCUAAAGGAAUUGGUACAAUGGAACUUUACGCGCUCUAUGAAAACCUUUUUAAGUUUAUAUUGCUAUAGCUGUAUUUUUAUUUACCUCAUUUUUCAAAGCAAGAUUUUGCCCUACUACAAUGACAACUUUUGGUUUGUUUUGGUUUUUUCUCGAAUGGUGACUGUUAACAUAGCUCUAAUUUAAUGGUGCCAGUGUUUAAAAGGAAGUGGGCACUUCAACAACAUGUAACUUUCUCAUACAUAAUAUAAAAAAAUACAAAACAACACAAGUAUUACAAAAAUUAGAGCAAUAUGCUCAGCAAGAAAUCAAAUUAUACUUGCAUUUUGUCUGGAAAUUGGUAUACAAAGCUACUUUUCAAAUGCUGUGGAUUAGUUAUUCUUUCAUAGGUUUGACUAUAUGUAAUUGAUCUUUUUCUUGUCUUACAGUACGAAAAAGCCUGUAGAGCAGUUGCAUUUCUAUUACGCUAUAUAAAUUAAUGCUUCACCUGAAUAUCUUUCCUAUUGUUGCUUUUUAAAUGCCUCUGGUUGCCAGCAUUUGCCUUGUAUCAUAAUAGAAGUCAUUUUGUAUUGUC
Messenger RNA from Harpia harpyja (harpy eagle), 4142 nucleotides. RefSeq names its product chromosome 5 C18orf63 homolog (gene C5H18orf63). The record is from RefSeq and is a predicted model, not a curated record. The transcript is spliced from 15 exons. Lineage: Eukaryota; Metazoa; Chordata; Aves; Accipitriformes; Accipitridae. The coding region runs from base 514 to 2742 and encodes 742 amino acids.